AUGGACGUCCUCGGCAGCCUCAGCAGCGUGCAGAACUACGCGAACUCCCUCAGGUCCACCCAGAUCAGGCAUCCCGGAGAGUUCUUCGACUACCAGCGCGUCUCCCGCCCCAAAGACACCCAGGAGUAUCUCAAGCGCGCCAGCUACAAUGUUCGCUACUUUUCCGCCAACUAUGCCAUCGUAAUCUCUCUCCUGGCAGUCUACAGUCUCAUCACAAAUCCUCUCCUCCUCAUCUCUCUCGGAUUUCUCAUCGGUGGUUUCCUUGCCAUUAACCGCUUCGUACCUGAGCCCAUCCAGUUCAAUGGCAAGACCAUCACCCCUCAAAACCUCUAUGUCGGUCUUUUCGUGAUCGGCAUUCCCCUGCUGUGGUUUGCGGCCCCCAUCUCUACAUUCUUCUGGCUUGUUGGAAGCUCUGGAUGUCUUGUUGGCGCCCAUGCCGGUCUUUUGGAGCCUGGAGUCGAGUCGUGA
This is a messenger RNA of Cryptococcus wingfieldii CBS 7118, 468 nucleotides long. RefSeq lists its product as hypothetical. The coding region runs from base 1 to 468 and encodes 155 amino acids. NCBI's taxonomy places the organism in Eukaryota, Fungi, Basidiomycota, Tremellomycetes, Tremellales, Cryptococcaceae. The transcript has 4 exons. Gene Ontology annotation, cellular component: Golgi apparatus. The record is from RefSeq and is a predicted model, not a curated record.